GGACCCGGGCUCGUCUAACCCCCGACGGCAAGCGCGCCAUGACCAAGGCUCCCUUCUCGGUGGAGUGGCUCUCCCAGAGCAGCCAAUCCACCAACCACGCCCGGAGCAGGGAAGGAGUCAGCCCAGCCGCGUCUUCGGCCUUCCCCGACGGCAUCCGGACCCAGCAGGGAGAGCCUCCGUCUAACUGCCGGCCUGCCGGGAGAGAACGAAGCCCGGUCGGGGGGAAAGUCGUUCCCAGGGGCCACGAACCACCUUCUGAACAUCUCCCUUCGCUCCAGAAGAAAGUGGAUUCCUCCUCGACUUCAGCAGAGGAGUCUGAGGCUCCCAAGCGGACGUGGAGUGCAACGGAGGGCAGCGAAGGGAGCCUCUCGGAGGGCCAGACCCCAGAAGAGAGCAGCGGCAGUAGAAGCACUAACAGCCGCCGCUUGCGCACCGCUUUCAGCGUGGAGCAGAUCAGCACCUUGGAGAACUCCUUUAAGCGUCACAGGUACUUGGGCGCCGCAGAGAGACGCAAACUGGCCAGUAAGAUGAAACUCUCCGAAGUUCAGAUCAAGACUUGGUUCCAGAACCGGCGGAUGAAAAUGAAGCGUCAGUGGCAGGAGAUGAGACCUGAACCCUUGCACGGAGUGCCAUUUUACAGCCCCCUCCCUUUUGCACCUCAAAGUGGGCCUGUGUCCUAUGUUUACUCUCCACACCAGCAGACUUUCGCUGGGAGGGAAGCUGUUCCUUCUGGCAUCCCCUUCCCUCCAAUGCCAGCUCUGACUCUGGAUCCUAGAAGCAACUCUGGAGGGCCACCUGGUGCUCUCUGGCCAAUGCCCAUGCCCUACUUUGUAGGAUGUCAGGACCCUAGAACUGUCUUCCUGCCCCUCUGAGUCAAUCAUCAAUGAUACUGCUGACCCACAGAAGGAUUUGCACUAAAGUUUGCUCUUCCAGAGCUGUAUUUAUAGCUAACGAGAUCCCUGGAUACAUAGGUUUUGAAUAUAUUUUGCACAGAGAUAUAAAUGGGAGAAUGGGAAAGUGGGGUGAAAAUAAAUAACUACAAUGUGUUCCCCCCAAAAAAGCUAAUUCAUUCAGCAAGACCUUACUGGGUUUUGACAUUUAAACGAGGGCUUCACACAGACCAACUUCAAGCUGCAUCUUAAAUUUAGGCCAUGCCAUUGGGCAGAACAGCAACAUCUGGAGAAGCCUGAUAUAAAAUUAGACAAGAGCCCAUCUCCUGUGAUCGAUUUAGCAAGAUCAGCUUAUGCUUGAUUUAGGGCUUGAUAAUGUGUUGUUCGGAGAGUUGUGCAAUAAUAGCAUCAGAGAGAUGUUAAACACUGUGAUUAACUUACUUCUUUGUAAGGGUGACCCUGAGAACAUUGAUGUGCCAUAAAAUUCUGGUGUUCAUUCACAACCCACUGAUAAAGUUGUCUGUGUUUGCAGUGCAAUAUAUUGUACUUUAUCAAUAUAUUGCUCUUUAUGAUAAGAUGUAAGCCAUAAGCUAAUUCAAAAUGCUUUCUGCAUUAAUAGGUAUGUUUUUAUCUGGGGG
This is a messenger RNA of Lacerta agilis (Sand lizard), 1528 nucleotides long. It is a transcript of the gene VENTX, whose product is annotated as VENT homeobox. Gene Ontology annotation, cellular component: nucleus. Gene Ontology annotation, biological process: cell differentiation; regulation of transcription by RNA polymerase II. The transcript is spliced from 3 exons. NCBI's taxonomy places the organism in Eukaryota, Metazoa, Chordata, Lepidosauria, Squamata, Lacertidae. The coding region runs from base 39 to 872 and encodes 277 amino acids. Gene Ontology annotation, molecular function: DNA-binding transcription factor activity, RNA polymerase II-specific; RNA polymerase II cis-regulatory region sequence-specific DNA binding. The record is from RefSeq and is a predicted model, not a curated record.